This is a messenger RNA of Psylliodes chrysocephalus, 474 nucleotides long. NCBI's taxonomy places the organism in Eukaryota, Metazoa, Arthropoda, Insecta, Coleoptera, Chrysomelidae. The record is from the annotation of a GenBank genome assembly.
AUGGCAUCUCGUUGUAAAAGAAUGGUUGCUAUAUAUGCUGCAGAUAAUAUGGAAAUACAAUACGAAAUUGAUCCUAUCCAUUCUGCCGAAGAUGAUGAAACAAUAAUUACAACCUUUAGCGAUGACAGUGUUGCGAAUCUAGAUUUUGUUAUGGAGGUAGAGAAAACUCGCAUCUCUAUCGACGAAUCAUUCGAAAGCUUUAACUCGGAUCUCUUAGAAGAAGGGCAGACGGAGGAGUCACAAUCUGCUGCACCUGAAUUUCAUGUGGAUUUUUUGCAAAAGAAGUUUAAAAGAACUAUGCAGGAGCCUGAAGCCAUACCAGUUAGGGGAAUACCAAAACAAAAGAAAGAUGCGAUCAUCGCGGUGUUAGGACAAUUAAUGUCUAAAAAUCGGCUGGAAUUUUGGAAUAGCAUUAAAGAAAAUGACUCGGCUCAGGAUUUGGUAGACAGUCAAGGAACGGAAAAUAUUGAUUAA